Messenger RNA from Daldinia vernicosa, 1533 nucleotides. Its product is annotated as ferric reductase like transmembrane component-domain-containing protein. Gene Ontology annotation, biological process: copper ion import; iron ion transport; intracellular iron ion homeostasis. Gene Ontology annotation, cellular component: plasma membrane. The record is from RefSeq and is a predicted model, not a curated record. Gene Ontology annotation, molecular function: ferric-chelate reductase activity. Lineage: Eukaryota; Fungi; Ascomycota; Sordariomycetes; Xylariales; Hypoxylaceae. The transcript has a single exon. The coding region runs from base 249 to 1517 and encodes 422 amino acids.
CCCUACUCCGCUUCGUCCCAUUCCCCAAGAAAUUAGCAAGCCUAUUUAACGCGUACUUCAUUGAUCCGCCAAUAGUCGGCCGCAGACAUCGGCAGCCAUUUCAUAAUCUUGCCCUUGUGCCUACCCGUGGCCAAGCCUCACUGAUAGUGUACUUCAUACUCAUUAAUGUGGUAUUAUUAUGCAUCGACUAUCCACCGAUUUCGAACGACGAUGGAAAUGACGAACUAUUGCGAUGUGUUGCCAAUCGCAUGGGCGUAUUGGCCUUUGCCAACUUUGCGCUCCUUGUGCUGUAUGCGGGCCGGAAUAAUAUACUCUUGUCUAUUACUGACUGGUCUUACUCAACAUUCCUCCUUCUUCACCGCUGGGUCGCGAUAAUCUGCACUCUCGAAGCAUGCAUACAUGCCUCUAUAUAUUUAAAGGCAUACAUCGCCUUUGGCGAGUUUACAGAUGAGAGCAAGAAGACUUAUUGGAUAUGGGGAACCGUGGCGGUUUCACUAAUGUCCGUUUUACUUCCCACAAGCUCGCUUCCCUUACGGCAGAAGUUCUACAACCUCUUUCUCACUUCCCAUUUCGCGUUUGCUUUCGUCGCUCUGAUCGGCUGUUACUUCCACGUCUAUCACCGAUACAUGAAUCAGUGGGGGUAUGAGACGUGGGUGUAUAUCGCCUUCGCUUUCUGGGCUUUUGAUAGAUUUAUGCGCUUUGUUCGACUCGCGCGAAAUGGAGUAAGAAAAGCUAAAAUCAGCAUUAUAGACGAAGACCACAUCCGCGUCGAUAUUCCAAAUAUUACCGGACAGGGCCAUGCAUACCUGUAUUUCCCUACUCUCACUUGGCUCGUAUGGGAGAACCAUCCGUUCUCCAUCCUAGGAACUAUGAUGGUUGACAAGAUACAAAAAGCACCUAGCGUGGCGACGCCUAGUGAAGACACUAGUAUGCCUUUAAGUGAUAUAGAGAAGGCGCCCGCUCACACGUCCACCGCUGCCGCGGUCGAUUCAAGCGGUUCAACCUCUCCACAAGCCAUGAGUCAAUCGUUCAAGCCAGGCUUAAUGUUCUUUAUUAGUACUGCCGGAAAAGGUCUGACUGCCGCUCUUCGUAAAGAAAAGACAUUGCCCGUUCUGGUCGAGGCCUCUUACGCCGCUACGUCGCUUGACGAACUCCGCAUGGUACCAAAUUGCAUCCUCAUUGCCGGAGGUGUAGGAAUCACGGCCGUGGUCCCAGUGCUCCGUUUCCGUACCGGCCGUGUGCGUCUUUUUUGGGGUGUGAGAAAUAAGUCGCUAGCUGAGGCGGUAGAAACUUCCUUAGGCCCAGGUAUCCUAGUACCAAAUAUAAUAGGGGAGAUUGCGGUCGGAAGGCGAUUAGAUCUACGAGCAAUUCUGGAGCGCGAGGUAGUCGGGGAUAGCGAGACAGCAGUCGUCGUCUGUGGGCCAAACAGCAUGGCGGAUGAAGUACGAUCUAUUGUCUCUGAGCUUGGGAGAAAAGGCAGAGUGGUGAAAUUAAUUGAUGAGGCGUUUAGUUGGUGAAUGAAAACAAGGUACC